CCGUGAUUCACUCUGCGCCUGUCUCUCGGCGCAAAGCACACCCUCUCCGACGUGGUAGAGAAAAGAGUUGCCUCAGAUUAUUUGUUGCUUGUUUUUAUCGUCUGUGUUAUUUCCUCGAGGUAUUGAGAAUCGCCUGCCAAAAGGUAAGAGAACCAGGUGAACUGGCUGAUUUGGUCGGAAACAUCCGUUCAACGUCCGCCAGUUUGUCGCAAGACACGUCGCUGAACGCGUGCCAUGACGGAGCGGAAGCAAAAUAAUAGUAAAGAUUUCUCCAUCGAGCGCAUCCUCGGUGUUGACCGGUUGAAAAACGGUCCGCUGGAAGAAAUAAAAAGACCACCGGAUAAAGAAGCCGACUUAUCUGCCAGUUGCAAUAGUAGCAGUUGCGAAGAAGAUGAAGGACAUCAAUUCCGGCAAAACAUUGAUAUCGACGAAACGGAAUCGUCUGUCAAUUUCUUAGAGUCCGAAAGCACAGCUCCUACUUCCUGGCUAAAUACCAGUUAUGGCUGCCCUCCGUUCUUCAAUCGAGGAUGGUUCAGCCAAACGAUUCGGCCACCUUUCUUCACUCUCCAAGCUCCGAAACCUGUUGGUCGGAGACAUCGUCGACCAGGUGCAGAUCGCAAACCAAGACAGGCUUACAGUGUCAAACAACUGGAACAGCUCGAAUCUGAAUUUAAGGUGGACAAAUAUUUGAGCGUUAACAAGCGGAUGGAAUUAUCAAAGAACUUAUCGUUAACUGAAGUUCAGAUCAAGACUUGGUUCCAGAAUCGCCGGACUAAAUGGAAGAAACAAAUGACGGCCAGAUUUAAAUUGAACGCGGCCGUUUCUUCUCCUAUCGACUCGAACAGCAGCAGGUCAUUCAUCAACACGUCCGUCCCAACAUUGUGGACGGUAGAUUGGACGUCGUCAACGCAACAGUACCAAACAAUACAACACCAUCAUCCGGCGCUUGUGAGUAACAGUCCGUUCCAGUCGUGGAAUAAAACGACGAGCCAACAACAGCAAAGGCGAUUCGAUCCUCAUCUUUGUGCGGCCGCUAUCGACUCCCACAGGAGCGACACUCCGUCACAGCAGCCAUAGAAACACACAGAGCCGCUGCCGCCAAUCGACAAUUGUAUUCAAUUUAACACCACCAUGUCUCUUAGUAUAUAGGCCUAUAUAUAACCGAAUGUAAUAUAUACGAGAAAAUAAGAAAUUGAUCGAAAAUUGUCGUCGGGUUCUUUAUACAUGUCGGAAGGGGCGUUUUAUCUUGUAGCUAACAGUCGGUGCGCACCAAAUAUACAGCCAUUGCAUUUUC
Daphnia magna is the source of this 1294-nucleotide messenger RNA. Its product is annotated as homeobox protein ceh-31. The record is from RefSeq and is a predicted model, not a curated record. Gene Ontology annotation, biological process: regulation of DNA-templated transcription. Gene Ontology annotation, molecular function: DNA-binding transcription factor activity, RNA polymerase II-specific; DNA binding. The transcript has 3 exons. Lineage: Eukaryota; Metazoa; Arthropoda; Branchiopoda; Diplostraca; Daphniidae. Bases 235 to 1077 code for a protein of 280 amino acids.